AUGUCCGACAGAAAAAGUUCUUCCUUCCGACAGAAAAAGUUCUUCCUUCCGACAGGACACAAACGAAUGUCCGACAGAAAAAGUUCUUCCUUCCGACAGAAAAAGUUCUUCCUUCCGACAGGACACAAACGAAUGUCCGACGUCCCACCAACCGAGCCGAUUCCCAAACCAGAAGAACCGACAGCCCCAGCGCCACAACAGUCUCCUCAGCAAGUCCCUCCACCAAAUUACUACCAAUUUCCACCUCAAGGUUACUACCAAUUUCCACCUCAAGGUUACUACCAAUUUCCACCUCAAGGUUACUACCCACCACAAGGCUUCCCGAACUACCCUCCUCCUCAGCCUAUGCCUUACUUCCCCAACCCUUGGUUGUUCCAGCAAUCUCAAUCUCAAUCGAAGAGAGACCAAGACUUCGAAGAAGGUCUGAACCGCUUACGCAAAGAGUAUGCCACAGCCCCUAUGGAAGACGACAGGCUUUCAGUCUCUUCCCUCAAAUCGACCGAUUCGACUCGUACCACAGAUUCGGUUCGUGACCGUGAAGACUACCUCAAGCAGUCUGAGAGACUCUUCAUCCUACAACCAUUUACAGUUGGAGCUCUCAAGAACAUGCGCAAUUACGAAGGUCAGACACCAGCUGGAGACCGCAAAACAGACGUACUCGCAAGAGCCGUCCAGCUCGUCAAGACAAAGACUGAGAUAGUCGACUUCAUUCUUGCAGCUUGCCCAUACAAGUAA
Messenger RNA from Trichomonas vaginalis G3, 735 nucleotides. RefSeq lists its product as uncharacterized. The record is from RefSeq and is a predicted model, not a curated record. The transcript has a single exon. Lineage: Eukaryota; Parabasalia; Trichomonadida; Trichomonadidae. The coding region runs from base 1 to 735 and encodes 244 amino acids.